AUUUAACUAGAAUAUAUAUAAGACGAUUUUUAAUCUAUGUUUUAUUUUGAAUCCAGAAAAUCAGAAAUAAAUUUAAUUUAUUAUUUUAUUUUUUCAAAAUUUUACUUUAGUAGUUAGGCAGUCGGGGUGGACGUGGAAGCAGAGAAAGAAGCGCGCCAAUAUCUCCCAUUCUUUGUUUUUGAGCUGCAAACUUCCCUAAACAUGUGACCGUUUACUGCCCUUUCAUUUCUCCUCCACUCUCUCUCUCUCUCUCUCUCUCUCUCUCUCUCUCUCUCUGAUCCAUCUGCAUCGUCUUCAUGGUUGCUUUGCAAGCCCAAUUUUGCCCAGAAGCUAGAAAAUUCAGUGCCCACAGCUUUGUUUUUCAUGGUGAUAUUAGACAUGGAUGAGUUAUCUUGAAAAUUUUCCCUUUUUCCCAUUCUGGGUCUUUUUUUUUUUUCUUUUUUUUUUUUUGGAUCAAGAAUCCAUUUUGAUAUCAAAGAAGUAGUUUUUUUCACAAUUUGAGAUUGUGGGUUGAAUUGGGUUUUCAUUUUUAAGCACUGAUAAAAAAAAAAAAAAAAAAAAAAGGGGUAUUUGGAAAUUUGAUGAGAGGCCAAAGUAGAAGAAGAAAGCAUAUGCAUCUAUGAAGACUGGGGCACGGAAGUCGCCGCCGCACCACCUGAUGCAGUUGCCGGUUGAGCUUGCUCCUUCUUAUUCCUCGGUGAAUUCCUUGAGAUAUUUUCAGAUGGAAUGGCAGAUCCUUCUAGCUUUGGGAAUCCUGAGCGUGACACCGAGCAAACUGCAGCCUUCAACACCAGCAUUUAAUCAGGGAUUACAUCUCUAUGAAGAUUUAUGACCUGUGGGUGCUUUGCCAAACUGUUUUCCCCUAAUACUCCCACCAUGUUUUUGAAGGCAAUCAUCGCUUUAAAAAAGGGUACUCAGUUAAUCAAGUAUAGCCGGAAAGGGAAGCCUAAGUUUUGUCCAUUCAGAAUUUCUACGGAUGAAACAACACUGAUCUGGUACUCCCAUGGAGAAGAACGGAAUCUGAAAUUAGCUUCUAUAUCAAAAAUUAUCCCUGGACAAAGAACUGCUGUGUUUAAAAGAUAUUUGCGCCCUGAAAAGGAUUAUCUCUCAUUUUCUCUUCUAUAUAAAAACGGUGAUCGAUCACUUGAUCUGAUAUGCAAGGACAAAGCUGAGGCAGAAAUAUGGUUUGCAGGGCUCAAGGCAUUAAUUUCUCCUGGAGGACGUGGUAGACGUACUAAGAGUGAUUUCUUUGAUGAUGGUAGUGACUUUGGUCAAGACGGUGGUCGCCUUAGUGCAUCCAUAGAAUACAGUCCAAGUAUUGCCCAUUCUAGGGUUUCUAUUGAUUGGAAUUUGGCAAGCUCAGAUGUGGCUUCAGCACGUUCAAAUAUGCAACUAAGAACAAAUGCUGGAGAUGGUUUUCGUAUUAGCGUUUCAAGCACUCCUAGCUGUUCAAGUGGAGCAUCUGGACCUGAUGACAUAGAAUCAUUAGGAGACGUUUAUAUGUGGGGAGAGGUUUGGUCUGAUGGGAUUUUACCAGAUGGGUCUGUGAGCUCAAUCCCUAUAAAAACUGAUGUGCUAACUCCAAAGCCCCUAGAAUCAAAUGUCGUUCUUGAUGUUCAUCAGAUUGCUUGUGGUGUACGUCAUGUUGCUCUUGUAACAAGGCAAGGUGAGGUUUUCACCUGGGGAGAGGAAUCUGGGGGGAGACUUGGUCAUGGGAUUGAUAAAGACUAUAGUCGCCCCAGCCUUGUUGAGUUCUUGGCAGUCAAUAAUGUAGAUUUUGUUGCAUGUGGCGAAUAUCAUACAUGUGCUGUAUCUACAUCUGGUGAUUUAUUUACCUGGGGUGAUGGCACCCAUAAUGCCGGACUUCUAGGCCAGGGCAAUGAAGUUAGUCAUUGGAUACCUAAAAGGGUUGCUGGUCCUUUAGAAGGACUUCAGGUUUUAUCGGUUUCAUGUGGAACUUGGCAUUCGGCAUUGGCAACUUCCAGUGGGAAACUGUUUACAUUUGGUGAUGGAACAUUUGGUGUUCUUGGCCAUGGAGAUCGAGAGAGCGUUCCAUAUCCAAAGGAGGUACAGUCAUUGUGUGGACUAAAGACUAUAAAGGUUUCUUGUGGAGUAUGGCAUACUGCAGCUAUCGUAGAGGUUAUGGGUCAGCCUGGUGCAAAUGUUUCCUCUAGAAAGUUGUUCACCUGGGGAGAUGGUGACAAAUAUCGUUUGGGACAUGGAAGCAAGGAUACUUACCUUCUUCCCACCUGUGUCUCUUCACUUAUUGACUACAACUUCCAGCAGCUCGCAUGUGGGCAUACUAUGACUGUCGCCCUCACGACAUCAGGUCAUGUCUUUACCAUGGGUGGUACAGCAUAUGGACAGCUAGGCAAUCCAAGCUCUGAUGGAAAGAUUCCUUGCUUGGUACAGGAUAAAUUGGUAGGUGAGUUUGUUGAAGAAAUAUCUUGUGGGGCAUAUCAUGUUGCAGUCCUCACAUCAAGAAGUGAAGUAUUCACUUGGGGGAGAGGUUCUAAUGGAAGAUUGGGACAUGGAGAUAUAGAAGAUCGAAAGACUCCAACUUUGGUCGAAGCACUGAGAGAUAGGCAUGUCAAAAAUAUAUCAUGCGGUUCGAAUUUCACCUCUAGUAUAUGCAUUCACAAAUGGGUCUCUGGAGCUGACCAAUCAGUCUGCUCAGGUUGUAGACAACAAUUUGGUUUCACCAGAAAGAGACAUAACUGUUAUAACUGUGGGCUGGUGCAUUGCCAUGCCUGUAGUUCCAAAAAAGCAUUGAAAGCUGCAUUGGCUCCUACACCAGGCAAACCACAUCGUGUCUGUGAUGCUUGCCAUGCAAAACUUAAAGCUGCUGAGGCUGGUAACAACAUUAAUAGGAAAGCUACAACUCCUCGCCCUUCAGUGGAUUCCAGGGAAUAUUCCAGCAGGGUAGACGUAAGGUCUUCAAGGGUUCUGUUAUCUCCAACUAUGGAACCGGUCAAGUACCUCGAGAUCAAGUCUGGAAGGCCAGGGAACAGAUAUGAUUACCCUUCAAUGGUCAGGGCUUCCCAAGUUCCAUCACUUUUACAACUAAAAGAUAUUGCAUUUCCUAGUUCACUCAGUGCUAUUCAAAAUGCUUUGAAACCUGUUAUGCCAACAUCGCCUCAGCCCCAGCCUCAGCCCCUAGUCAACUCGAGACCUUCUUCACCUUACUCAAGGAGACCUAGCCCUCCACGCUCUACCACUCCUGUAUUUUCUAGGGGCGUUAUUGACAGUCUCAGGAAGACGAAUGAUGUCUUAAACCAAGAAGUAUCGAAGCUGCAAAAUCAAAUUAGAAGUCUGAAGCAGAAGUGUGAUGGUCAAGAUCAGGAAAUACAAAAAUUAACAAAAGAGGCUAAAGAAUCAGCUUCAGUGGCUGCAGAACAAUUUUCAAAGUGGAGAGCGGCCAAGGAACUUUUGAAGUCCUUCACAGAACAGUUAAAGGAGAUGUCAGAGAAGGUUCCUCCAGAGGUUUCUGAGAGUGAAAUCUUUAAAUCCUUGCAUGCUCGAUCUGAAGAAUUUCUUAAAACCAGUUCUGCAGUAUCUAAAAUUUAUACUGACUGGCCAACGAGCUUAGACCAAAGAGUUGAAGACUGUAGUUCUGCACGAGUUUCUGACCUAUCUCAUGAUGGAGACCAUGGUUCUGCACGAGUUUCUAACCAAUCUCAUGAUGAAGGAUACAGUAGUAGAGCAUCUGCUUCUAACACAAAAGACAAUGAACCUCAACCAAGUUCAGAAAAUGGCUUCAAAUCACAUGAAUCUUCAACAAGAAAGUCUGAGGGUGGUAAAGAAGUUAUUGAACAAUUCGAACCUGGUGUUUACGUUACUCUUCUCCAACUUCGAGAUGGUACCAGGGUUUUCAGGCGUGUUAAAUUCAGUAAACGAAGGUUUAGUGAGCAACAGGCAGAGGAAUGGUGGAAUGGCAACAAAGAUAGGCUGCUUAGGAGAUACAAUCAACAUAAGACAAACACUGCUUCAACUGAAUCAUCCAAUGGACCAGCACCUGCAGCAGAGGAAAACAAUGAAGCAACCACUCCAGUUUCUGAAACUUAGUUUUUAAUGAUGUAGAAAGUAAUUGGUAAGUAGGGUUAACAAACUGCUUUACAAUGGCAGAUUAUGAUUCAACUAGGUUUAGGCAAAGUUUUUGUUCAGAACAAAUUAGAGAAAAGAACCUCCUUGUUCUAGAAGAAUGAUAAGGCAAAAAUUCUACUUCACAAUAAGGAAAAGGGAAAAAAAAAAAAAAAAAAAAAAAAAGGUAAAAAGUAAAAAGUGGGAGAAAUUUGACUGUGAAAAUUGUGUAAUUUAGAGCCGGAGUAUAAAUUUGAUUCUUUCAUUCAUUUUUAGUGUUGGUAAAAUUAAUCUCUUUUGUUCUGUAUUUUCUUUCUGGCAUGGAAUAGUUAACCAUCAUAGUUGUAUAAUAGAAGAACUUUCAUAGGAUGUUUACCCAUUUUUGUAAAGCCCUGUGAUAUUUCAAUGAAUAUAAUUCAUGGUCCAAAUUUCUCUUUAUUGUGGUCAUGUGAAUUUAACUUGUA
This is a messenger RNA of Ziziphus jujuba (common jujube), 4544 nucleotides long. RefSeq names its product PH, RCC1 and FYVE domains-containing protein 1. The transcript has 9 exons. The record is from RefSeq and is a predicted model, not a curated record. Gene Ontology annotation, molecular function: metal ion binding. Lineage: Eukaryota; Viridiplantae; Streptophyta; Magnoliopsida; Rosales; Rhamnaceae. The coding region runs from base 829 to 4065 and encodes 1078 amino acids.